AUGCGCGGGAGCAGCUCUGAGCUCCUGCUGGAGGCGAGCUGCGUCCAGUGUCAGAGCGAUCAUCACGCCGGCCAGCACACCACCAGGCAUCAGCAGCAGCAUCAGCUGAACGAGAAACACGACUUCCAGGAGCGAGAGCUACGUCGUCGCAAGCUGUUGGAGCUCGGGUUCGGCGCUUCGCGGCGCCGACCGCCACGGCGUACCUGCCGUCAGCGGUUCAACUUUUACGCCACCUCGGCGUUGGCCUUCGUCGCGACGUCCGGCGGCGCGGCACUGCUCUUCCUGGUGCCGCUCUACGUCGAUCCGGCCAUCAGCACCCUGGCGGCCGAUUUCUCGCCGGAUCCGGUCAUCUGCACCACCUCCAGGCGAGAGGAGCUCGCUGGCCUGUUCAAUUGCACCUGGAGCUCCUGUCGAGAGGGCUGUACCAGUGACGUUUACAGGUGUACGCAUAUAUACGUCACCUAUACGCCAUGGAGCAACGCGAGCAUGAAGAACGAUACCGGGGGUAGAGGGAGUCUCGGCAACUCUACCGGCGUCGUGCAUACCUCCACUACUUCCGUGCCGACGCCAGGCGACGUGGAGGCGGUGCUCCUGGUGAACAUCAAAGGCUGUGGCUAUCCGCCGAUCGUCGACUGCGAGAACUUCACCCGCGAACUGGGCUACGAAGGCGCGAAAUUCCCCUGCCAUUACAGCCGCGUGAACGGCAGCAUAGUGAUGGCGAACUAUAACCGCGAGGCGCAGGUCACCACCAUCAUACACUUCUUCGCGGCUCCUUUCGUAGUGACUCUCGCGACCAGCGUCGCUCUGUGUGUGAUGCACUGUGACUGCAGGUGCAGUCCACCGCCACGGCAUUCGUCGCGUGGGAUGAGGAGAGGCAGGGGCAACGAUCUCAGCGAUCACUCGAUAAGCAAUCGCGUGGAUCGUCGGGGUCAUCCGACGCAUUGCGAGUGCGGGGAAGUGACCAGGCCCUUAUGACGACGCGAGGAAACGGCCGAGAGUGCCCUGGCCACGUCGCAGUCCGACUUCUAGGCCUACUCCACUCAUUUCCACGCGUCCCGCCCUCGGCCGUUUUACCCUGAAACCCUCCUCCAUCUUGCCGACUCAUCGCACCUUGUACGUAACACACCUGGUCCUUACCUUCCACUAGCAUCUCCACACACCCACACACGUAUAAUACACAUGUACAAAACGUCACGUGCAGCACCGUGCAAGCAGCGGAGCAAGCCAACAGGCUUGCAACUCUAAUCAAAAAGGACAAACCGGCACGGCCAAUCAAAAGAUUUCGAUGAAAAUCGAGCUGCCUGAUCGUCGACGAUUUUACUUACCAACGAAUUAAAAGAGGAAGGAAGAGAAGGGUGGAGAUAAUUUCGAAGAUAAUUUCAAAGCGAUCUUGUCGACGAUUUCUCGCGA
Molecule: messenger RNA, 1410 nt
Organism: Eufriesea mexicana
Lineage: Eukaryota; Metazoa; Arthropoda; Insecta; Hymenoptera; Apidae
Gene: Teh1
Product: tipE homolog 1 phospholipid transfer protein
Exons: 4
Coding region: 1-975 (324 amino acids)
Biological process (GO): regulation of sodium ion transport
Cellular component (GO): plasma membrane
Molecular function (GO): sodium channel regulator activity
Source: RefSeq, a predicted model, not a curated record